AAAUUCAAAACAAGCCUUGUGUAGAUUAUGGAAUCUUAAUAAGAGGAAGUUUAAUAAUGUAUUUGAAGCAUAACAAAACCACGGGUCCUCUAGUGCUCAUACUGCUGGUUGUCUUCUUUGUUAUGGAAUCCAAUGAAGAGAGUGCCAAUGUUGGAGUUGUUAUCAGGCUCACACAGAACGGCCUUACGUACGCCAUGAAUACAAUUUUGGAAUCUAUUAAGAAAGUGAAGCUUUCAACAUUCAGCAUACCUACAGCAAACGUGACGACAAGCCAUGUCAAUUAUUCGAUUCAAAACUUAACGUAUACAGAUUAUGCGAAUUUGAACGCAUCUAUUCUCAUUAAUAAAACAACUGGAUUGAGUGUAACUAUCGAUACUCUUUCGGUAAAUGCAAGUGGAAAAGUGGAGUGUCGAGAUAAAGACGAAAGAAAAGUUCAGCAUUGUGGGAUAGAAAUAACGAUUACUGGAUCGGGACAUUUCCUACUGAAUAUAGACAACAAAGACAUGAGAGCAGAUAGGUUCUGUAGUAAUAACCUAAGAACUUAA
Saccostrea echinata is the source of this 545-nucleotide messenger RNA. RefSeq lists its product as uncharacterized. The transcript has 6 exons. Lineage: Eukaryota; Metazoa; Mollusca; Bivalvia; Ostreida; Ostreidae. Gene Ontology annotation, molecular function: lipid binding. The record is from RefSeq and is a predicted model, not a curated record. Bases 57 to 545 code for a protein of 162 amino acids.